AGUUCGGCCCAAGCGGUUCCUCACGGGGGCGACGCCGGGGCUGGUCCAGGCGCUCGGCAAAGUGGCGACUCCCAAAAGGAGCGCUCCGCUGCCGGCCGAGGCAUGGGCUGCUCCCUAGGUGGUGGAGGCAGAGUCCAUCCCGGCAAGGACAGCACCUACGCCAACGUCGUGCCCGGAAGCGAAGGAGCGCAUGGGCAGCGAAGGAACAGCGAAGUUGAGAGUGAGCUGGGCGGACCUUCCGCAGGCCAAGGCCUCAGGAAGGACAAGAAGCUGCAGCGGGUCAUUCGCGGCGGAAAGGAGUCGACGACGCCCAAGUCCGCAAAGGGUCCAGCGGGCAAUGUCAGCGCAGAAAAUCGGCGCUUCAUCCUGAAAGUGCUGCAGAAGCACUUUGUCUUCGGGAACUUAGACGACGAGGAGCAGGAGAUGGUGAUUGACCACUUCGAAAUGCAGAAGGCGAACCCGGACGAGAUCAUUUUCGCGCAGGACGAGGUGGGCGACUGCUGGUACAUCAUCCAGAACGGGAUCUUCGAGGUGGUGGUGGGGGACACCGCGGUGAGGCACCUCCGCGCCAAGAACAGCUUCGGGGAGCUGGCGAUGCUCUACAGCGUGCCUCGAACAGCCACGGUGACCUGCAAGGAGAAGGGGGUGCUUUGGAAGAUGCACGCGGACCAAUUUAGGGUCUGCAUGCAGCACCUGAGCUCCAAGAGUAUGAAGCGAGCGCUCGAGUUCUUCGAGUCGGACGCCACUUUCCGGCACAUGUCCAAGGAGGAGAAGAGCAUCCUGUCAACCGCUUGCUCGGUGCAGAACUUCGCUUCCGGGGAGACCAUCCUGCGGGAGGGUGAGGUCGGGGAGUGGAUGUUCAUCGUGAUCGAUGGCACCGUGAAGAUUGUGGACCAGUUCGGGAACUCGGAGAUGAAGAAGUGCGGCGCACUUCUGGGCAGCUCUGGAGUGAUGUACUCAAGCUUGCACUGUAGCGGUGCAAGCGCUGUGGACAAAGUGACCUGCCUGGCCUUGGGCCGCAAGAGUCUGGAGAGUUUGCUGGGCCCCGGGGGCUCCAUCCUCCGAAGGAGCGCCAUUAAGGCGCUGCUCAUGGACAACGUGGAGAGCGUGGACUAUUUCAAGCAGCUCACGGAGCCCGAGCUCCACGAAGUCGUGGACCGAUUCGAGGAGUCCUCCUUCAACAGCGGCGCCCCGAUCGUGUCGGCCGGCGCGCCUGCUCAGCUGCUCGUGGUGGUUGCGGGUCAGGUGGCGGUUAUGAGCCCGGACGAGAGCGGCAACGAUCCCUCCAAGGCAGUGCAGAUCCUGAAGCCCGGGCAGCUGCAUGGGGCGCUGGCGUUGCUGAACAACACGCCCAUGGAGUACAGGCUCGUGGCCAUCGAGAACUCGCAGCUGCACCGCAUCUCCCACAGCAUGGUCUCCCAAGUCCUGGGCGGUGAUUUGGGCGAGGUUGUGAAGAUGAAUGCCAUCAAGCGCGUGCUCGGCGACAUCUUCCUCUUCAAGAACCUGCAGAAUGACCAGAUGGAACGCGUGGUGCGGAGCUUCGAGAAGUGCGAAUACGAAAGCGGACAAGUGGUGGUGGAGCAGGGCGAAGAGGCCAACCACUUCUACCUGAUCCAAGAUGGUGCCAUCGGGGUGUUUAGAGACGGCCAGCGACUCCGCAGUCUUCUGAAAUGGGACUACUUCGGAGAGAGAGGGCUACUGCUGGCGGAGAGUCGCUCGGCCACCUGCCAAGCAGAGGGGCCCUCGACCUUGCUCCGCCUGGAGAAGGCGGUUUUUGGUGACAUCGUCGGCAUCUUCAGGAAAGAGCUCGAGCAUCGUAUGAUGCUCCAGGACCUGAAAAUUGAGAUGUCCGACCUGUACGUUAAAGCGGUGGUUGGGCGAGGCUCCUUUGGACUAGUGAAACUUGUUUACCACAAGCGUGACAAGCACAAGUAUUAUGCCCUGAAGUGCAUCGGCAAGAAGCAGGUGGUUCAGCAGAAGCAGGAGAAGUCAAUGCUCCUGGAGCGGGAGAUUAACUCGGAAUGCUACCACCCCUGCAUCAUGCACUUCAUCACUACCUUCCAGGAUGCCAAGAACGUCUACUUCUUGACCGAGUUCCUUGGAGGUGGCGACUUGUUCACGGCCAUACGGGAGAUUGGCAACCUCAGCAAGCGGCAAUCCCAGUUCUUCGGGGGCUGCAUCACCCUGGCUCUGGAGUACCUCCACGGGCGGUCUAUCAUGUACCGAGACCUGAAGCCGGAGAACGUGGUGCUGGACUUCCGGGGCAAUGCCAAGCUGGUGGACUUCGGGUGCUGCAAGAAGUGUCUGCAAUCCAACACUCUCGUCGGGACGCCGGAGUACUUCGCCCCGGAGAGCAUUAUCGGCAAAGGCUACACCUGCGCCGUGGAUUGGUGGGCGCUCGGGGUGAUGAUGCACGAGUUCAUCGUGGGCCCUCUCCCCUUCGGCAGAGACUCGGAUGACCAGCUGCAAUUGCUGAAGGAGAUCAUGGAGGCACCUUUGGCCUUUCCCAGCUACAUCACCGACAAGUCGGCCAUCAGCAUCAUCUCCCAGCUCUUGGAACGCACGCCGGAGCUGCGACUGGGCGCGUCCUCCCGGGCUGCAAAGGACAUCCAGGAGCAUGCCUACUUCUCUGGCUUCAGCUGGAACGCCCUGGCUGGCCAGUCCAUCCAGGCCCCGUGGCUGCCGGACCGCCGGAAGAUCCAGGAGUCGUGGGAGAUCCCGGCGGACGCGGGGAAACCGGUGUGCCCGGAGCAGGGCAACAGCGGCUUCGCCCACGACGCCUCCAUGGAGUGGGCAAAAGGGUUCUGAGUCGGAUUGAAUCGAGUCCUUUGGAUUCUCAAGUGAACGUCUCACCGCCUCGCCCGCACAGAUUUUAUGUCGAAAGACAGGCUUUUUCCACCCCUCCGUUUUUUCGCGCCGAGCGCCCACGCGCCCAGGCGCGAUCUCCGAUGCUCUUCCAAGGAGAGAGUUUCACCGGGCCGAAACGCACCUCGGAUCUGCCGAAAUCGGUUUUGUUCGCGCGCCCUGUGGCGUGGGUUCUUUCUUGU
This is a messenger RNA of Effrenium voratum, 3047 nucleotides long. The record is from the annotation of a GenBank genome assembly. Lineage: Eukaryota; Dinophyceae; Suessiales; Symbiodiniaceae.